GGUCUCCUCGCCCCCGGGGGGGAGCGGGUCCCCCUCCCACCGCACCCCUGCCCUCACUGUGACCUCAGCUUCCAGAGCUCAGUGGAGCUGCAGUCCCAUCAGGAGCAGCACAACCUGGCCCAGACCCUGUACCUGUGCAGCGAGUGCGGCCGGAGCUUCAGGGAAUACCUCUCCCUGGAGGAGCACCUGCAGGAGCACAGCCCCGCCCCCUGCGAGGAGCCUGGCAGCCCCGCCCCCUGCAAGGAGGAGGAGCCUGGCAGCCCCGCCCCCUGCGAGGAGGAGAAGCCAGACAGCCCCGCCCCCUGUGAGGAGGAGGAGCCUGGCAGCACCGCUCCCUGUGAGGAGGAGGAGCCUGGCAGCACCGCCCCCUGCGAGGAGGAGGAGUCUGGCAGCCCUGGCCUGGGUCAUGAGGGGGAGGAGUCUGGCAGCCCCGCCCCCUGUAAGGACGAGGGGGAGGAGCCUGGCAGUGCGCAUCCCUGCUCGGACUGUGGAGAGAGUUUCUUAGGGCUGGAGUUACUGGAAAGGCAUCGGCAGCGAUCGCACUCCCAGUCCUCCCAGUCCCCGUCCCAGUUCCCCUGCCUCCGAUGCAGCAAGGUGUUCCGCACGGCCCGCUACCUGAAAACCCAUCAGAACAUCCACUCGGGCCAGGCUCCCUACCAGUGCUCCCAGUGCCAGAAACCAUUCGCUCAGCUGGGAGACCUGAGGACUCACGAGAGGGUUCACACUGGAGAGAGACCAUACAGGUGCUUGGAGUGUGGGAAGACAUUUGGACGCUCCGGCACCCUGAAGAAACACUGGCGCACUCACACGGGAGAGACGCCCUACAGCUGCGGAGUGUGCGCUAAGAGCUUCAACCAGCGGGGGGCGCUCAAAACACACCAGAGAAUCCACACGGGAGAGACACCCUACCACUGCACACACUGUGACCGGCAUUUUACUUACUCAUACCAGUACAGGAGCCACACCUGCACCAGAAACUAGAGAGGAGAGAGGAGAGGAACAGAGAGGGGAGAGGGAGGAGAGAGGAGAGGGGAGAGAGAGGAGAGAAGAGAGGGAGCUUGUUUGAAGUGUUUCAGAUCUCUGAAGGAGCUGACAGACCCUGUAGCCGAUACACAGAAAGCAGGAGCAGAGACACAGCGUGGAGAUGAAGCGAGGAGACCGAGGGAAGAGACACGUCUUCACACACAGAGACAGGCCCCGUUACUGAUGCUGCCUCAAGGGCUACCGGGCUCAGUCACUAGGUGGCGCUGCUGUUCUGUGGCAGGCAGCUGUGUGACUGAUUUGAAGAAAAAAUGUGCAUAUAGUGGAUCAGCUUUUAUCAAGAACAGCAGAUCACAUGAUGUGCAACAGGAGGGUGUGUUUAAACGCGUGCGCGUGUGUGUGUGUGUGUGUGUGUGUGUGUGUGUGUGUGUGUGUGUGUGUGUGACCGAGCGAGUCGCUUCACCUCCUUGUGCUCCGUCCUCCGGGCGAGACGUCAAACACACGCGGUCCUAUCGGAAGAGACUCUGCAGAAGCAGGCAUUGAUGAUUCAGAGCUCACCCCCCUGGGCUCUGGAAAUCGCUUUGAAUAAAAAGCAUCUGCUGAAUGACCAAUUAAUAAUAAUAACAAUAAUAAUAAUAAUAAUAAUAAUAAUAAUAAUAAUAAUGAGUUAGCUGUGGCUGAAGGAUAUUCCGAACAGGGUGCUGUUCUGCACAGACUAUGCUGUUAAUAAUCACACAGAGAGUCAAUGGAAAGCAAACAGUGUGUUUUUAAUGUGAUGUUAUAAUAAAGAAUGAGUAACGAUGAUGAGAAUGAACUAGAAAUCGGGGUUCU
Messenger RNA from Polyodon spathula (Mississippi paddlefish), 1812 nucleotides. RefSeq names its product zinc finger protein 501-like. Gene Ontology annotation, biological process: regulation of transcription by RNA polymerase II. Lineage: Eukaryota; Metazoa; Chordata; Actinopteri; Acipenseriformes; Polyodontidae. The record is from RefSeq and is a predicted model, not a curated record. The transcript has 2 exons. Gene Ontology annotation, molecular function: RNA polymerase II cis-regulatory region sequence-specific DNA binding; DNA-binding transcription factor activity. The annotation marks the transcript as partial.